GGAAUUUAAUUAAUGAAGUAAGAACAUUUUCAAAUGGAUACUUCUCUUUUAAUAAUGUAGAUGUAUCAUGUGCCGUCAGUGUUAACAUAAUGGAAUAAAGAAGAUAAAAAAUCACAAACCUAUAAAUAGACACACAUACAGAUUACAAAGCCUCAUUCAAUAACAGUUAUAGAGCAAUAGAACCGAUAAAAACUAAAGAAACGAUAUGAUGUCUUCUUUGUCCACAAUAUCUCUUCUCCUUCUUCUUUCUCUUUUGUGUGCGGUCAUCUCGGUUGACGCGCAGUUUGUCGCGUCUUUACAGCCACUUCCGCUGCCAAUACUUAUGUCCGGCCCUCACUCUUUCGCCUUUAAUUCCACAGAAAAAGGAUUCUACACUGGAGUCUCCGGUGGUGCAAUCAUCAAGUAUACUCCCGAGAAGGGUUUUGUCCGUUUUGCACAAAUCACAGAAUCAUCGAACUCUUUAUUGUGCUACGCUUUACAAGAACCGAUUUCCUCCAAAAUGUGCGGCCGACCGGCGGGGAUAGCCUUCAAUGAGAUAACAGGUGAUCUCUACGUCGCCGAUGCUCUAUUGGGUCUUCACGUUGUUUCUCCCGCCGGUGGUUUGGCCGUAAAGAUAGCCGACGGUGUUGAUGGAAAGGCCUUCGAGUCUCUCAAUGGUCUUGACGUUGAUCCAACAACUGGUAUCGUCUACUUCACUUCCUUGAGCUCACAGUUCAGCGCAUACCAAAUGCAUCUUCUAUUGCGUCUGAAUGACGCCACAGGAAAACUCUACAAGUACGACCCAUCAACUAAGGUUGUCACCGUAUUGAUGGAAGGUCUAGGCGGCGCAGCUGGUUGUACCGUAAGCUCGGAUGGUUCUUUCGUGUUGGUUAGUCAGUUUACAAAGUAUAAUAUCAUAAGGUAUUGGAUAAAAGGACCUAAAGCUGGCUCUUCUGAAAACUUCAGCAAUUCGCCAUCACGUUUACACCCUAGCAGUAUCAAAAGAAUCGGUUCUACUGGAAACUUUUGGAUCGCUGCCGUGCAGAGGGUUACCAACGAAACAGCAGUCGCCAAAGUCGACUCUAACGGUGAAGUGCUUCAGAGAAUUUAUCUUCCUCUUCUAUAUGAUUUUCUUAGCGAAGUUAACGAGUUCGACGGUAGUCUAUACUUCGGGAGUCUCACUGAACGAUAUGUUGGAACUCUUAAGCUUUGAAACCUUGAAUGGAACCCAAGGGUGAACGAAACACAAUGGGAUAAAUUACCUUUAAUUUUCAGUUCAAUAAUAUUUGUAUUUUAUAAUAAAUAAAAAUAAUCAACAUGUAAUGAUAUGCAUAUGGUUUUAAUUUCCUGGAAAAUGGUUCAACCUCUUAAAUACAAUAUUUCAUACACAAACUAAUAUUAUUACCAUAGUAACAAAAUGUUUAUCAUGUUUUUUCCCAAAUUAAAUUGUAAAAUAUGCUGAAAAUGUAAAAUAGUAUAUAUUUUGGAUUCAAACAUAUAUAGUAAUACAAAAUAUUUUAUACCGCUUGAUUAGCUUGUUCUCUUUGAACUUUACAUCUGGCCAAAAAUAUGAGUUUCAUACUAAAGGUCAUAACCGUAUAUUGAUCUUGCUGAUUUUAUAUGAAAAAUAAUAUGUUUAUAUUUCUUUAGUUAACUAGUAUAAUAUGGUAAACUGAAAGUAGAAAAUAUUGGUUAUGUUCGUUUCAAUAAUUAUUGUUUGCAAAUCUG
This is a messenger RNA of Brassica napus (rape), 1707 nucleotides long. RefSeq names its product protein STRICTOSIDINE SYNTHASE-LIKE 12. Gene Ontology annotation, biological process: biosynthetic process. NCBI's taxonomy places the organism in Eukaryota, Viridiplantae, Streptophyta, Magnoliopsida, Brassicales, Brassicaceae. The transcript has 3 exons. Bases 206 to 1192 code for a protein of 328 amino acids. The record is from RefSeq and is a predicted model, not a curated record. Gene Ontology annotation, molecular function: strictosidine synthase activity.